AUGUAUCCUGGGAACUGGGUAAAACACAGCGACAUUAACGGCAGAGACAGUGUCCGGGUUAAACACGGCGACAUUAACGGCAGAGACAGUGUCCGGGUUAAACACGGCGACAUUAACGGCAGAGACAGUGUCCGGGUAAAACACGGCGACAUUAACGGCAGACACAGUGUCCGGGUAAAACACGGCGACAUUAACGGCAGACACAGUGUCCGGGUAAAACACGGCGACAUUAACGGCAGAGACAGUGUCCGGGUAAAACACGGCGACAUUAACGGCAGACACAGUGUCCUGGUAAAACACGGCGACAUUAACGGCAGAGACAGUGUCCUGGUAAAACACGGCGACAUUAACGGCAGACACAGUGUCCGGGUAAAACACGGCGACAUUAACGGCAGACACAGUGUCCGGGUAAAACACGGCGACAUUAACGGCAGACACAGUGUCCGGGUAAAACACGGCGACAUUAACGGCAGACACAGUGUCCGGGUAAAACACGGCGACAUUAACGGCAGACACAGUGUCCUGGUAAAACACGGCGACAUUAACGGCAGACACAGUGUCCGGGUAAAACACGGCGACAUUAACGGCAGACACAGUGUCCGGGUAAAACACGGCGACAUUAACGGCAGACACAGUGUCCGGGUAAAACACGGCGACAUUAACGGUAGAGACACAGUGUCCGGGUAAAACACGGCGACAUUAACGGUAGAGACACAGUGUCCGGGUAAAACACUGCGACAUUAACGUCAGAGACAGUGUCCGGGUAAGACACCGCGACAUUAACGUCAGACACAGUGUCCUGGUAAAACACUGCGACAUUAACGUCAGAGACAGUGUCCGGGUAAAACACAGCGACAUUAACAGCAGAGACACAGUGUCCGGGUAAAACACGGCGACAUUAACAUCAGACAGUGUCCGGGUAAAACACUGUGACAUUAACGUCAGAGACAGUGUCCGGGUAAGCAUACCGCGAUAUUAACAUCGACAGUGUCCGGUAAAACAUCAGCAUAAACGCAGAGACACAAAGUGUCCGCAAAACACGCACAUUAACAGCAGAGACACAGUGUCCGGUAAAACACGACAUUAACAUCAGACAGUGUCCGGUAAAACACUGUGACAUUAACGCUGUAUGGUGUCCGGUAAGACACCGCAUAUUAACAUCAGACAGUGUCCGUAAAACACCGACAUUAACGCAGAGACACAGUGUCCGGGUAAACCACAGCCAUUAACGGCAGAGACACAGGUCCGGCAAAACACAGCCAUUAACGCAGAGACACAGUGUCCGGUAAACACGAACAUUAACGCAGAGACACAGUGUCCGGGUAAAACACGGCGACAUUAACGGCAGACACAGUGUCCGGGUAAAACACGGCGACAUUAACGGCAGAGACACAGUGUCCGGGUAAAACACGGCGACAUUAACGGCAGACACAGUGUCCGGGUAAAACACGGCGACAUUAACGGCAGACACAGUGUCCGGGUAAAACACGGCGACAUUAACGGCAGACACAGUGUCCGGGUAAAACACGGCGACAUUAACGGCAGACACAGUGUCCUGGUAAAACACGGCGACAUUAACGGCAGACACAGUGUCCUGGUAAAACACGGCGACAUUAACGGCAGACACAGUGUCCAGGUAAAACACGGCGACAUUAACGGCAGACACAGUGUCCGGGUAAAACACGGAGACAUUAACGGCAGACACAGUGUCCGGGUAAAACACGGCGACAUUAACGGUAGAGACACAGUGUCCGGGUAA
Molecule: messenger RNA, 1759 nt
Organism: Pelobates cultripes (western spadefoot toad)
Lineage: Eukaryota; Metazoa; Chordata; Amphibia; Anura; Pelobatidae
Source: the annotation of a GenBank genome assembly